GGCGGCGGCCGGAGGUGAAGCAGCGAGCGGGCGCUGGAUCCUCCCGGCCGCGGCCCCCGGGGCCCCGGGCAGGGAACAAAGGGCCAUGGCCGAGGGGGCUCCCGCUCAGGUGCCGGAGCCGGUGCUGCAGCCGCGCUGCCCCUCGCCCUUCCAGCCGCCCGCCGGCCCCGAGCGCACCUCGGAGCGGGAGACGCAGACGGCGGAGCUGUCCCUGACGGUGGUGGCGGCCGUGCAGGCGGUGGAGAGGAAGGUGGACUCCCACGCCACCCGCUUGCUGGACCUGGAGGGCCGGACGGGGGUGGCUGAGAAGAAGCUGAUCGACUGCGAGAAGACGGCGGCGGAGCUGGGGAACCAGCUGGAGAGCAAGUGCGCGGCGCUGGGCACCCUCAUCCAGGAGUACGGGCUGCUGCAGCGGCGCCUGGAGAACAUGGAGAACCUGCUGAAGAACAGGAACUUCUGGAUCCUGCGCCUGCCCCCCGGCAGGAAGGGGGAAGUCCCCAAGGUGCCGGUGACGUUCGACGACGUGUCCGUCUACUUCAACGACAAGGAAUGGGAGAAGCUGGAGGAGUGGCAGAAGGAGCUGUACAAGAACGUGAUGAAGGGGAACUACGAGUCGCUGAUCUCCCUGGACUAUGCAAUUUCCAAACCCGGUGUUUUGUCCCAGAUCGAGCAAGGGGAGGAAUCGCGGGUCAGGAAUGAGCAGGACUUGGAGGAGAGCGAGAUCAUAACCGAUGCCACCGCAGCUGGCAUAAGGGUUGUGAUCAAAACGGAGGAGCUGCUUCCUGAGGACAGCCCCGAAAACCCAGAGCUGCACGGGAUGUCGGGACAGUCGGAGGGGAGCUUCCAGAGCCCGGACGAGGAGGCCGCCUGCGAGAGCCCCUACGGCUCCGUCUCCCCUCCGAGGGACCUCCCGGGCACCAGCCUGGGCGACCCCUCCGAGUACGUCGCUGACUUCAACGAGAUCCAGAGGGUCAUCGUGCACCACGGCAGCUGCACAGAGGACGGGAUCGUGAUCAAGACGGAGGAGGAGGAGGAGGAGGACGACCCGGACACGCUGGAGCCGUGCGCCAUGUUCUCGGGGCGGACCGAGCCGCCGGCCUUCCCCAACCACGAGGCCGGGCUGGGCUGCGAGGCGCAGUGCAGCUCCAAGGCGCCGCCGCGGAGCCUGGCGGCCGCCCGCGUGGGGAAGGCCCCCUCCUGCGAGAGGGACUCGGGGGAGAUGAAGCCGGCCACGGCCCAGCAGCGCAACCGGACGAGGGAGAGGCCCUACAUCUGCCCCGAGUGCGGCAAGAGCUUCAUGCUCAAGAUCAACUUCGUGAUCCACCAGCGCAACCACCUCAAGGAGGGGCCCUACGAGUGCCACGACUGCGACCUCAGCUUCCGCAACAAGCAGCAGUUCCUGCUGCACCAGCGCAGCCACACGCGCCGCGGCGUGGGGGUGCCCCGGCGCCCCGAGCACGGCCUCAAGCCCCAGCCGCGUCCCCCGCCCCCGGGGAAGCCCUACAAGUGCUCCGAGUGCGAGAGCAGCUUCAGCCACAAGUCGAGCCUCAGCAAGCACCAGAUCACCCACGUCGGGGAGCGGCCCUUCACCUGCGGCGAGUGCCGGCGGAGCUUCCGCCUGCAGAUCAGCCUCAUCAUGCACCAGAGGAUCCACGCCGGCAAGAGCGAGAUGGCCUUCCUCUGCCCCCAGUGCGGCAAGAACUUCACCCGGCCCUCCCACCUCCUGCGGCACCAGCGGACUCACACCGGCGAGCGGCCCUACCAGUGCAGCCAGUGCGAGAAGACCUUCAGCGAGAAGUCCAAGCUCACCAACCACUACCGCAUCCACACGCGGGAGCGCCCGCACGCCUGCGCCGUCUGCGGGAAGGGCUUCAUCCGCAAGCACCACCUCCUGGAGCACCAGCGCAUCCACACGGGCGAGCGGCCCUACCACUGCACCGAGUGCGGCAAGAACUUCACGCAGAAGCACCACCUCCUGGAGCACCAGCGGGCGCACACCGGCGAGCGGCCCUACCCCUGCACCGAGUGCACCAAGUGCUUCCGCUACAAGCAGUCCCUCAAGUACCACCUGAGGACGCACAUGGGAGAGUGAGGGGCUGCCACGGCUUCCUCUCCCUUCCCUUCCCUUCCCUCCCUCCAGCCCUCCUCCUCCUCUUCCUCCUCCUUUGCUCAUCUCUCCCCACCCUCCCUCCAUCCCCCCCGGCUCAGGGCAUGGACAUCAAGGAAGCUUUGUGUGGUAGCGCCGCUGCUCUGGUGGAGACAGCUAGGCUGAUUGGAAAUUAAUUAAUUAAUUAAAGCAAGCAACGCGCGGCAAAAUUAAAAGAUUAUAUAUAUAUAAAAUUAACAGAAGCAGCUGACUUAGGGAGGAUCCUCACCAUCGACAACAACAGCAACAACAACAAAGGAAACCUGUACAGGGUGUUUUGCCGGAGUAGGACUCUUAACUGCUUUUUAAAUCUACUGUUUGGUUUUUUAAUAAAUGUGGAGGAACUUUUUAUUUGAUAAGCAAACUUAGGAUCGCCAAGCUAUAUAUAUAUAUUUUUUUUUCAGUGCUCCGUAGGCUGAUUCUGGCACAGUCACUUUUGUCCAGGAGCUCUGCAGAGGUGCUGCUGCCCCGGCCAGGCGCUGCCUCCUCCCGGCUCUCGGGGCUGGCCGCGGCAGCACCGUGUGGCGGCAGGGAGCUCCGGCAGAUGCAGGUGGCAAGGAGGUUCUCUGUGUAUCUAGAUUUGAAGCGCUGAUAGGUGCCUGCCCGGCUCUCGGGGCUGUGACGCACUCAUGGAUUAUACAAUAGAAUAAAAUUCUAGUUCCAGUCAAAGGACAUUUUUCUGGUAGGACCCCGCCAGCAAGGCUCCUCCAAACGCUCGUUUCUUAGCGCUUCAUCCUUCCGCAGCGGCGGACGCGUUUCCAGCGAGCGGCGACCCCGGGCACCCGGCCCUGCUGCUGCUACGAGAGCUGCGCCCAAGGGGUCGCGGGCGUGAGACGUGGGAGCGGUGCGUGGAGGCAGGCAGCCGUCCCCUGGGUCC
Molecule: messenger RNA, 3023 nt
Organism: Cygnus atratus (black swan)
Lineage: Eukaryota; Metazoa; Chordata; Aves; Anseriformes; Anatidae
Product: zinc finger protein 777-like
Exons: 6
Coding region: 86-2092 (668 amino acids)
Biological process (GO): regulation of transcription by RNA polymerase II
Molecular function (GO): RNA polymerase II cis-regulatory region sequence-specific DNA binding; DNA-binding transcription factor activity
Source: RefSeq, a predicted model, not a curated record